Ziziphus jujuba (common jujube) is the source of this 2173-nucleotide messenger RNA. RefSeq names its product rho GTPase-activating protein 2. Gene Ontology annotation, molecular function: GTPase activator activity. Gene Ontology annotation, biological process: signal transduction. NCBI's taxonomy places the organism in Eukaryota, Viridiplantae, Streptophyta, Magnoliopsida, Rosales, Rhamnaceae. The record is from RefSeq and is a predicted model, not a curated record. The transcript has 4 exons. The coding region runs from base 240 to 1727 and encodes 495 amino acids.
ACUUUGGAAAGAGGCUUCGAACUUCAAAAACCCAAACGGUCUCUUCAAUGCAACAAACCAAAAACCAUUAAAACCAAAGCAAAAUCCUCACCACUGAAAUUUUGAAAAAUCUCUCUCUUCCACAAUACUCCAAGUCUUAGAGAGAGAGAGAGAGAAACCCAAAAGAGAGAGAGGACUAGAUUUUCUCAGACAGACAAAGAUAUUCUACUCCAAAGAGCUAGAAAGAGAUAGAGAGAGAAAUGACAGGUCCUGUAAUGGUGACUAGAGGAGGAGGAUGUGGUGGUGGAGCUUCUUCUGGUAAAGGAGCUAACAAGGGAGCCAAAAGCUCGGAUGAAGAGCAAAACCAGCUUCCACUGCUGACUUUUCUCGUCGCUGCUCUGAGGAAAUCCAUGGUUGCCUGCAGAGUUGAUAGAGGGGAAGAUGUUAUCUCCACCGUUCAUCACAUGGAAAUCGGAUGGCCAACAAAUGUUCGCCACAUAACCCAUGUCACAUUUGACCGCUUCAAUGGAUUUCUGGGUCUUCCUGUUGAGUUCGAGGUUGAGAUUCCUGGUCGAGUUCCCAGUGCGAGUGCAAGCGUCUUUGGCGUCUCAGCAGAAUCAAUGCAAUGUUCAUAUGAUUCUAAAGGGAACAGUGUACCUACCAUUCUCCUCCUGAUGCAAGAGCGGCUAUACUCACAAGGAGGAUUGAAGAAAGAAGGUAUAUUCCGGAUAAACCCGGAAAACAGCCAAGAGGAGCAUGUAAGAGACCAGUUGAACAGAGGAAUUGUGCCCGAUGAUAUUGACGUCCAUUGUUUAGCAGGUCUAAUUAAGGCCUGGUUUCGUGAGCUUCCUUCAGGGGUGCUAGAUGGACUUUCCCCUGAACAAGUACUACAAUGCAACACAGAAGAAGAAUCCGUUGAGCUCGUGAAGCAACUAAAGCCUACCGAGGCUGCAUUACUUAACUGGGCUAUUGAUCUUAUGGCUGAUGUUGUUGAGGAAGAGGAAGCCAACAAAAUGAAUGCAAGAAAUAUUGCCAUGGUUUUUGCUCCCAACAUGACUCAGAUGUCUGAUCCAUUGACGGCACUGAUGCAUGCGGUUCAAGUAAUGAAUUUGCUCAAGACCCUUAUCACGAAAACGGUGAGAGAACGCGAGGAGAAUGCAACUGGAGGAUAUUCACCAAUGUCUUCUUGUUCAUCUGAUCAUCAAACUGAUGAAGAUUUUGAUAGUCAGCAAGAGAUGGAUACCAGCAGUGAAUUUCAAGAGCAAGCAUCAGAUUAUGAUGACAAUGCCCAUUACAGCCAUGGCAGUGAAGAUUGCAGUGAAGACGAAGAUGAAGCUGAAGAUGAAAAUAAAGAUGGUGAUGGCGAUGGCAAUGAUGAUGAAGUUCAAUCACUCACUGAAAUAGAAGAAAGCUUUUUAAGGCAAUUGGAUGGAGACAAAACUGUCACAAAUAGCUUUAUGGAUCAUUCUGCUGGUGAUUUGCAAGAGGAGGAGUGUAUGAGUCCUCGAUGUUGCUCAGGCAGCAAAGUGGAGUCUGGCAUAUCAUUUUCUGACAGCAAAGAUGGAAAUUCUGCAUUAAGUACAAGUGAUGGGGAAGCCUACUCAGGCAAAAGUCUGGUAACCAUGGGAAAGAAUGUUCAUACAGAGAGCCCCUCAAUAGAAUGUGCAAAAAUGAAAGACAAGGAGAUGAACAGAUUUGUGGAGUCUAUUUCACCAGUUCCAUUAUUUUCAUCUAAUGAAUCUAUCUGAUCUGGACAUUUUCUUCUCCAAAGUGAUAUGGAGAAUGCUUAGCUCCGUAAUUUUGGUUUGCUCUCUAUAGUCAUGUUUGCUUCUGUAAAUUAAUAUGAUGCCCCUGCAAGUAGCUUAUUAAACUGAUCUUCGGAACGUUUGUUUGUGAUUUUUGAUUGUGGCUUGUGAGAGAGAGUCAGGAUUCAGCUUUAGGCUGAAGGUUGUGAUUGAUGAUGAUGAUUAUCUGUGUUCAGCUGUAGAAAGGAUUUCUAACCUUUGACAUUUCAGAUUGUAAUGAAUUAUUGUCAAAGUCUUGGUUCCAUUACCAUUUUAUGGAAUGUUUGUGAAGUCUUAGGAUAGUGUUUGUGUACUGUGCUUGACUAGCAUGAUCUCUCGAAUUGAGUGGAGUGCUUGAUUGUAUUUCAAUUCUAAUGCUCAUAAUCACAGUUUUUCACGAAGUAACUCAA